AUGUAAAUGGCGGAAGUACGCGACAGGUAUUUUCACUGACUCGUUGGGUUUGAAAACGAGUGCUAUGGCUUGGAUACAACUGUCACUAUUAUCCUGUAUACUUGUUAUGACAGUUGCAGUAGAAAGACCAACAAGAUGGUGCGUAGUGAGUGAACCAGAAGAAGUGAAGUGUGAGAAGUUUAAGAAAGUUUUGAACGAUAUCAUCCUAGAUCGGAGCAUACCCGAUUCACAAAAAGAAGACCUACCCCGAAAAUUUCAAUGUGUCCGCAAAGUGGAUGUGUUUAAGUGCAUGAAGACAAUAGCAGAUGACGAAGCUGACCUGAUGAACCUUGACCCAGGUCAAGGUUAUUUUGCUGGAAGGUACCACAACAUGAUGCCAGUAGUGGCUGAAAACUAUGACACUGUUCCACAAGAUAAACCUACAUAUUUUGCUGUUGCUGUCUUCCGAGCAAACAAUCCAGUUAAUUUGGAAACUCUACGAGACAACAAAAACAUCUGCUUCCCAGGUAUUGGAACGAGUGCAGGCUGGCUGUAUCCCAUAUCCCAGCUCCUGGAGAAGAAGUACAUCCCAGUGACGGAGUGUAAUGCCAUCGUCAAGUCUGUCACCAGCUUCUUCAAGGCCAUGUGUCUGCCUGGCGCUCUCACGUCGUUUUAUAAUCCAUUUGGUAACAACCCAACCUCUGUGUGUGAGAUGUGCAGUGGGCAGGGCGAGGAGCGGUGUUCCACCAGUGACCCGUCAGCUGGGUUCGACGGGGCGUUCCGCUGCAUGGCCCAGGGUCGCGGUGACCUCACCUUCAUCAGACACGACACGGUUGGCAUGAUGGCCAGAUACGAUGCGAACUAUAACGAAGAUGACUUCCGGUUGCUCUGUCCAGACGGCAGCCAGAAAGCCAUCUCGGAGUACGCAGACUGCAACUGGGGCAUAAUUCCCGCGCACAUCGUCAUGACAUCGGGUGUCCGGGAGAAACCCAUCAUUGAAGGGUACAAGAAGUUCCUGCUCCAGGCCUCAGACAUGUUCAAACCAGGCGGGACCUACAACCACCUGUUUGAGCUGUUCAGCUCGGAGAAGAUACGUGACAACCUCGGCCACGUCUAUGACAGGAAGAACCUGAUGUUUUCAGACUCCACACUCAUGCUUCAGGACAUCAAAGUGCACACAUAUUACACCUGGGUUGGCACGGAGUUUGUGAACAUCCUCAACAAGAUGAACCUGUGCCCACUGGAGGUGGCUCGGUGGUGCGUGAUCUCGCUGCCGGAGAAGAUCAAGUGUGAAACGAUGAUCAUGGCGUUCAAGGCCAAGGACCUGCGGCCCGAGCUCGACUGUCUGCUGGGCAAGGACACCACCACCUGCAUGGACAUGAUUGCCAACGGAGACGCAGACCUCAUGAACCUAGAUGCAGCAGAUGUCUACCUAGCUGGAAGAAAGUAUAACCUGAUUCCAAUAGCUGCAGAAGACUACGGGGACAUGUCCAUGAAGUUUAAAGUCGUAGCAGCUGCCAGGAAAACUGACAAAAUAUUGACUCUCUUCAACAUGAAAGGGAAGCGGUCAUGCCAGCCGGGUAUCGGCCGCGGAGACGGGUGGGUCGUCCCCCUCAACAUCUACAUCGAGACAGAGCAGAUCAUACCCAGCAGCUGCAGCAUCUUCGAGAAUCUUGGUUCACUGUUUGUCCGGAGCUGUAUCCCUGGUGCCCUGGACCAGGAGUACAACCCAGAGCAGACCCCUAUCAGUCUGUGUGAGGGAUGCGGGGCCAACGGCUUCCGCAAGUGUAUGAGGAACGCUGAGGAGCAGUACUACGGCGCUGCCGGGGCGUUCAGAUGUCUGGUGGAACGUGGUGGAGAUGUUGCGUUUAUACGCCAUCUCACAGUACGGGACAACACAGAUGGCCGUAACCAUGCCAACUGGGCUCGUAACCGACGGUCAGAUGACUAUGAACUGCUGUGCAAGGAUGGUAGUCGGGUGAACAUCGACAAGUUCAGUCAGUGUCAUCUGGGCGAGGUGCCAGGCAAUGCCAUCGUGACAGCCAACUUCAAAGACAUUAAUUCGAGGGAAAUCUACUGGAAUCUUAUGAAUUAUGGUCAACAGUUUUUCUCCUCAGACAUCGAUGGAGAUUUCCACAUGUUUGAUUCAGGAACGUGGUACACUGACCUGAUUUUUACGGACGCGGCGGUGCGACUGAUGAAAAUUCCUCCUGAGAAACAGAAUUACUUGGAAUGGCUUGGACAGGACUUUGUGGGACAGAUAGAAAACCUCCAUAAAUACACCUGUUCAACAGCCCCUCUGUCACCUCAUGUCAACUCUCUGUUAGUCAUCAUCUGCCUCGUCCAGUUCUUCCUGUGGAAUAGGCUUAAUUAAUUCUUUGUAAAUAGUUAAUCAUGAAGAAUCAUAUGUAAAAAAAAAAACGUUAUCAUUUUGCAGCCAUUUUGUUCAUAUUGUGGGAUGAAAGCUGAAGCUUGGAAUACUGUGAAAAACAUCAGACACAUUUCAGUUUUUAUAGAAGUUGAUCCAAAAUUGUGUUGAAGAGCAUAAAGAUUUGACAUAUUUUAAAACAUUAACGUGUAUUUUGAUGUUUUAAAACUAGGCAAAUGCUUUGAUUGCAACAUCGUUGUCCAAACAAAGUAAAAUAUUACUUUAUAAAUUUUGUUCUAUGCUUGAAUGGCAUAAAUAAUAUUUUUAAUGAAUUUUCAUAAAAUAUAAUAUUUAUAAUUUUGUUUACUUUAUAAACUAUCUGCCGUCGAAAAAAGUUCCUUUGUAUUGCAUUCCAAUACAGUCCUGUGUGAUUUUUCUGUAUUUUACACACGACAGAAAUGCUAACCAUGGUGUUUUACUUUAUUCUGUGCUAUACUUGGAGAAAUAGUUUUAUACUUGAACUUUUUUCAUAUUGUUUUAAAUUGUAAAAUUUCAUGUAAAUAUUUUAUAAGAUCUGCAUAUUAUUUUAUCACUCACAUUUAUAUGAAAGAUUACUGGAAAAAUAAUUCACUUUAUGAAUUGUUUGAUAUGUUGAGAAUUGUCUUCAGUUGAAAGUACCUUGUACUUAAGCCAUGAAUUAGCUAAUAACAUUGAGUAUGUAAAGAAAUUGUUUUGAACUAGUAAUAUAUUUUACAUAGAAUGUUUAAUACUUUUACAUACCAUUCCAGAGCCAUUUUGACAAAUAUUUCGUACAUAUUAAACUAAAUUAUAUUAUAAACAUUUAUGUUUUGAAAGAAUGUAUUAACAACCAAAUAUGUAAUUUUGUAACUAGAGUAUACAGUGAUGGAACUGAUACUGUAUACUUAAUAUUAAACAGCUUUCAUCAUAUAACCUAAUUAUGUUACACACAUUUUUGUUUUUUAAAUUUUACCUAACUGAAAUCAUAACUUUUUGUUCAAGAGUUCAAACUGUACAAUGAUUACUUUUUUUCCUUGCCAACUAUUUUACAUAUUUAUAUUAUUUGGGCUAUCAUUCAUGAUGGGUACAAUUUUAAAAUUAUGCAUUUAAGAAUUAAUUUAUCAGAUGUCAUUUUAGGUUUAAAUCAAGGAUGCUUAACUUCAUUUGUACAUAGGCGUAGCACUAGUGAAGAGUAGUACAUUAGUACAGAAUUGUACUUUGAACAGUAAAACCGAAAUGACUGUAAAAGUUAUAGUCAUUAGAGGUAGUGUGUGAGCUUCAUGUGUUGAACAGGGCUAGCUCUAGGUGAGUUAAUAAUUUCAACAAAUUAUCCAUUAAAUUUCUAACACUGCAGAAAUGGACAAAAUAUUAAUUGUUAUAUGAAAUAAUUUUCCCAAAUACACAUUAUUUUUACAAUUCCCAGUGGGUGAAUUUAAGUGAAUGGAUGAGCUAACCAGCCAAUAGAAGACUGCUAACAUUUUAAUAGAAACCAAACAUUUAAAAUAAUGAAUUUCACGGUCGUAGGAAGGUGCCAAAAAGUGGAGGGGAACACACACACACACACACACACACACACACACACACACACACAUAUUAAUACAUGUAAUUUUUUUUAAUAAAUAACAUUGUUGCUGCUAAAACGCGGGGGCACAUGCAACCCCCCACCCCAGCUUCUUACGUCAGUGAAUUUAUUCUGUUAUAACUUGUGAAUAAGGAUUUGUGAAUACAUGUAUCUGCUUAUUGAGUGAAGAGUCAUCCUUAGUUUUUUUAUUUCACAAGCAUACAGUGUAAACACUUUAACCAAUUUCCCAAACCUCUACACCAUCGCUACCUAACUUGUUAGUAGAAAACAUGACUAUUUAUAUAAAAUAACUAUUAAAUUUAAUUUAAAUUUUUAAUAAUUUAAUGUUAGUGUUUUUUUUGUAAGUUCUGAUUGUCUCCCUUUCUGUAUGUUUUUCCAAAUGGUAUUAAGUCUAUGGAUGACUUUAAAUUAUAGCAACUGUUGUACAUGGCAUUUGGUGCCUUACAUUUAAUGCACAUAAUACAUGUACAGUUUAGCUAUGGCUUGUAGAUACAUAUCAUUUUAUUGCAAUACUGAUUAGCAGAAUUAUUAUAUUAUGCAUAUCAAAUGCUCCUUGGCAUAUAAUUAAUUAUUAUUCCAAUAUGUUUUGUGUAAGUAAUACCACGCCCUUUUUAAUGACUGUAAAUAUUCUGAUUUCUACACUUUGUACAUUCCACAUUUUAUAGAGAUUCAGCAUAUGUAUACAAUAUUUUAUACUAAUUAAUAAAUAUUUCUUUGAUA
Messenger RNA from Gigantopelta aegis, 4667 nucleotides. Its product is annotated as melanotransferrin-like. The record is from RefSeq and is a predicted model, not a curated record. The transcript has 14 exons. Bases 65 to 2353 code for a protein of 762 amino acids. Gene Ontology annotation, biological process: iron ion transport. NCBI's taxonomy places the organism in Eukaryota, Metazoa, Mollusca, Gastropoda, Neomphalida, Peltospiridae. Gene Ontology annotation, cellular component: early endosome; plasma membrane; recycling endosome.